GUCAUUCUUACCUUACCACGCGACUUGCGCUGAUGCAUCUCGUGACUAAUCGAUCGCUCGCGUACCUUACGAUCCGUUAUCGUAAUUAUCACAUAUGGUUCCACCCAUGACCGCAAUAUCAGACAGACGAUAACGAGAACCAAGUGUGACCAAGUGUCAGCCGAUGCUCCUGGAAUAAGAUCUACUUGAUCGUCGCGGCACGUUACUUUCAACCACAAAAAUGGGCUCACUUUUUCGCAGCGAGGAGAUGACUUUGUGUCAGCUGUUCCUCCAAAGUGAAGCCGCGUACGCUUGCGUCUCCGAGCUCGGCGAGCUCGGUUUGGUACAGUUUCGCGACUUAAAUCCCGACGUCAAUGCUUUCCAACGGAAGUUUGUCAACGAGGUACGACGUUGUGACGAGAUGGAACGCAAGCUGCGCUAUCUGGAGAAAGAGAUCAAGAAGGAUGGCAUCCCAAUGCUGGAUACCGGAGAGAACCCAGAGGCUCCCCAGCCCCGGGAGAUGAUCGACCUGGAAGCUACCUUCGAGAAACUGGAGAACGAGUUGCGGGAAGUAAAUCAGAAUGCUGAGGCGCUCAAGCGUAACUUCCUGGAACUAACCGAACUCAAGCAUAUUUUGCGAAAGACUCAGGUCUUCUUUGACGAGGCUGAGCAUGGAGGUGUCGUGUCGCAGAUGGCAGAUCCCAGCCGUGAAGAAGAGCAAGUUACUCUGUUGGGUGAGGAGGGCCUCCGCGCCGGCGGCCAGGCUCUCAAGCUCGGCUUCGUCGCAGGAGUCAUCCUGAGGGAACGCAUCCCCGCAUUCGAGCGCAUGCUGUGGCGCGCGUGUCGUGGAAACGUCUUUUUGCGUCAGGCGGAAAUUGAGACUCCUCUAGAGGAUCCUUCAACGGGAGACCAGGUGUACAAGUCAGUCUUCAUCAUUUUCUUCCAAGGUGAUCAGUUAAAGACUCGUGUGAAGAAAAUCUGCGAAGGCUUCAGGGCGACUUUGUAUCCCUGUCCAGAAGCUCCAGCAGAUCGCAGAGAAAUGGCUAUGGGCGUUAUGACUCGUAUCGAAGAUUUGAACACUGUCUUAGGACAGACGCAGGAUCAUCGUCAUCGUGUUCUCGUAGCUGCUGCAAAGAACAUCAAAAACUGGUUUAUUAAAGUCCGCAAGAUUAAGGCAAUCUAUCAUACUUUGAAUCUUUUUAAUUUGGAUGUUACUCAAAAAUGUCUGAUUGCCGAAUGCUGGGUGCCUGUCUUGGACAUCGAGACUAUCCAACUAGCAUUAAGACGUGGGACGGAACGCAGCGGGAGUUCUGUUCCUCCUAUUCUGAACCGCAUGGAGACUUUUGAGGACCCACCAACGUACAAUCGAACGAACAAGUUCACGAAAGGGUUCCAGGUGUUGAUUGACGCUUAUGGAGUUGCAUCUUACCGCGAAAUGAAUCCUGCGCCCUACACCAUUAUUACAUUCCCAUUCCUAUUCGCGAUAAUGUUCGGUGAUACCGGCCACGGCCUCAUUAUGUUCCUGUUCGGUGGUUGGAUGGUGCUGAAGGAGAAGCCAUUGGCGGCUAAAAAGAGCGAUAACGAAAUCUGGAAUAUUUUCUUCGGUGGCCGUUAUAUCAUCUUUCUCAUGGGCAUGUUUUCCAUGUACACCGGUCUAAUUUACAAUGAUAUAUUCUCCAAGUCUCUCAACAUCUUUGGCUCUAAUUGGUUGGUGAACUACGAUCGCAGCACCAUUCAGCACAAUAAAGAGCUGCAACUGAAUCCCAAUUCGACGGAUUAUAUCGAUUAUCCGUAUCCGUUCGGUAUGGAUCCGGUGUGGCAGCUGGCGGAAAAUAAAAUCAUCUUCCAAAACUCGUAUAAGAUGAAGAUUUCCAUCAUCUUCGGCGUGCUGCACAUGUUGUUCGGCGUGAUGGUGGGAUUGUGGAAUCAUAUGUACUUUAAGAAGCGCAUGAAUAUUACUUGCGAGUUUGUGCCACAGAUAAUCUUCCUUUGUGCGCUGUUUCUCUAUAUGGUGAUCCUCAUGUUUGUCAAAUGGAUCAAAUAUGGUCCGAAAAACGAUCCGAUCGAUGGUCCCGGCUGCGCACCCUCGGUUCUCAUUACUUUCAUCAACAUGGUUCUUUUCAAACCUUCCACCAAAGUCGGCAAUUGCGAUCCCUACAUGUAUGGCGGUCAGAGCGGCUUGCAAAAGUUUCUAGUGGUCGUAGCUCUGCUCUGCGUACCAUGGAUGCUGCUAGCAAAGCCGAUCAUGAUGAUGCGCAACCGUAGAAAGCAGCAUUAUCAGCUGAAUAAUCAUGGUGCUGAGAAUGGCGACGUGGAAGCUAGCAUGGGAGCUCUCCAGCAGAGCGGAGGUGUUACUCAAAGUGGUGGCCACAAAGAGGAGGAAGAAGAUAUGACAGAAGUGUUCAUCCAUCAGGGCAUUCACACUAUUGAGUAUGUUCUUGGGAGCGUGUCGCAUACUGCAUCCUACUUACGUCUUUGGGCCUUGUCUUUGGCCCAUGCCCAGUUGUCUGAGGUGUUGUGGAACAUGGUAAUGAGAAACGGUCUGGCGAGGGAGGGUUGGGAUGGUGGUAUCGUCCUCUACGCUGUCUUCGCCUUUUGGGCGGUGCUCACCGUAGGCAUUCUCGUACUUAUGGAGGGUCUUUCGGCGUUUUUACAUACACUUCGGUUACAUUGGGUGGAGUUUCAGAGUAAAUUCUAUACUGGUUUGGGUUAUAGCUUCCAACCGUUCUCCUUCGAGAUCAUCCUCGAUGCUGCACAGGCCACUACCGAAGAUUAAAAAAAUCGUCGUUAAUUAAUGACUGACCUUGCUUAUUAUUAAUACGAAUGCGAGGGCGUUAUGAAUACAAUAGCUGCUGAUUUAUACAAGUCAGUUAUGAAUAAUUAACAAGCAAAGUAACCUUUACGAAUAUAAAUGUGUACCCAGAGUAUCGAUUAUAAUAAUCGAUCGAAAGAACGGAAAUUAAUUCCUCUUUAUCUCUUGUGUAGUCUUUUAACUAUAAACUGAAUUUUGAUCGAACCACAUGAUUUGUAACGCACACAAGAUCAUGACAAGAAAAUAUUUUCAUGAUAUUAUGAAUAUCUUCCCUGUGGUCGAGAGAUUAGAUUAUAAUUAAAUUCAAUAUCUAAAACCUUUCUCUCUAAAUGAAGUAUUGAUUUAUACCUUUCUCGUCCGUCUAAUAUUAGAAAUCUCUUGUGAUUUUAAAAAUCUUUAUGCGAGAAUACAGAAUUCUUUAUGCACAUCGUAGCGUCUGUAGAUCUGAAAACAAAUGUAUGUCGCGUCGGCGACCGAUUGAUGUUAUUCCAUAUAUCUGUAUGUAAUAAAAAAAUGUGGCAUAUUGAAAAG
This is a messenger RNA of Mycetomoellerius zeteki, 3322 nucleotides long. RefSeq names its product V-type ATPase subunit a family protein Vha100-1 (gene Vha100-1). The record is from RefSeq and is a predicted model, not a curated record. Gene Ontology annotation, molecular function: proton-transporting ATPase activity, rotational mechanism; ATPase binding. Lineage: Eukaryota; Metazoa; Arthropoda; Insecta; Hymenoptera; Formicidae. Gene Ontology annotation, biological process: proton transmembrane transport; vacuolar acidification. Gene Ontology annotation, cellular component: vacuolar proton-transporting V-type ATPase, V0 domain; vacuolar proton-transporting V-type ATPase complex; plasma membrane. The coding region runs from base 221 to 2755 and encodes 844 amino acids. The transcript is spliced from 8 exons.